AUUCCAAGCCAUAAUCGACGACACAAUUCUAUACACAAAUCGCAAGUCACACACAGCCGCUCCUGUAUAUAAAGCAUUCUCAGGUAGCUCUGCCAGAGAGAGAAGGAAGAGAGAGAGAGAAUCCCCUGCCCUCCGCCUGCCCUCCAUCUCCACCUCCAUAGACCUCAUCACUCAGGUUGGCAUGGAGAUCGAGUCGGCCAAGUGCGAGUGCUGCGGCCUGCGUGAGGACUGCACCCGGGAGUACAUCGCCGGCGUGAAGGCGGGCUUCGGCGGGCGGUGGCUCUGCGGGCUGUGCUCGGAGGCGGUGCGGGACGAGGUCGCCGCCAAGAAGCGCGGCGACCUCGAGGGCGCCGUCAGGGACCACAUGUCCUUCUGCGCCAAGUUCGGCAAGAAGGGCCCCGCCUUCCGCGUCGCCGACGGCAUGCGCCAGAUGCUGCGCCGGCGCUCCAGCGACAUCUCCGCCACCUCCUCCGCCGCCUCAUGAAAAAGCUAGUAGCGGAGGAAGAAGAAGGGUUGCAUUGGCUGUGAAGAAGAAGAAGAAAGCAGCCACUGAUCGAGCUCUAGCAGCGGCGGCGCGGCCGAGCAAAGCUUUUGCUGCGGCGCCGGUGAUCCUUGACGAUGGCAGGUUCUAGGAUCGGUUGGUAGUUUAAUCUUGUCACAAUGUCACCGUACUAGCAUGUUGCAAGUCGGUGCCGUUGGCUUGGUUGUCCUCUAGCUCCAUUAGAGGUGUGCCAAGCGAAAGCCUUCUUAGGCCUAGAAGAAGGCGGCUUCUUGGACGUUCCGAGUUUUGGUACAAGGAGAGGUUGUACAACUUGAACCACAAUCGCAAUGUACCAUUGAUCCCUUCAUAUCAUGAAUUGGAUUUAUUUUUUCUGCA
Molecule: messenger RNA, 877 nt
Organism: Setaria italica (foxtail millet)
Lineage: Eukaryota; Viridiplantae; Streptophyta; Magnoliopsida; Poales; Poaceae
Exons: 1
Coding region: 182-484 (100 amino acids)
Source: RefSeq, a predicted model, not a curated record